GAACUGAACCACGAGCAUCCUUCCCAUUUUUGACGUGGAACUGGAAGAAACCGCCGAAGGAGAGGCAACAACCAGGCGGAGUCAGCACACCCCAGUCACCCACACGCCAACCCCCGAUCCUCCUUCACCCUUCGCAGUUUCACCGUCGACCACCUGCUUCUCUCACACCAUGUCGUCUGAAGAAACCCAAGUACGCAAGAACAAGCUGUUGAAUCAAGCGCGAUCGGCGUUGGAAGCGCUGCAGAACGAGUUUGGUCACAACGAGAAGCUCCUGUCCACGACGGACACGAACAACUCUGCCGCCAUCGAAGUCCUCGCGAGUCAGAUGAACCACAUCGUCGAAGCAAACACCCACGACAACAACGACGAUCAGAACGCGCCGAUGAAUGGUCAGCAACAACAGCCGCCGCCACCACCACCACCACAACUCGCAUCAUCACCGUCCACGCCGUCGUCCGCCGCCGCGACGGUCGUAGUUCCCUCACCCGUAGCCACCGCCACCGCCACCGUCACCACCACCCCAGGCAGCGAAACAACCAACGACGGCUUUGAAAUGCAGUUCCUUCGCGCCAAAGUCGCGCAGCAAGAAGACACGCUCAAACACUUGCUCCGCAACGAAAGCGUGGUCCACGAACAGAUGCAGCAACUCCAAAACAGCGUGCUGUCGUUGCGCCAGGACCUGUGUCGCGUGCUCGGGCUCGCGGAAACAUCUGCAGCCGCCCCCGCCCACGACGAUCACCUCCAUCAUCCCCUUCCUCAUCCUCCGCGCUACACCACUCCUGGCGGGUACCCAGACAGCGACGACGACGGCUCGUCUGGCGCAUCCACCGCGUCCAGCCCCACGGGAUUCUCUCCGCCCGGACCUGCCAAGAAGCCCUCGUCUUCGAAACGCGUGCGCGGGAUGCCGAAAGGCCCGUCCAAGCAGGCGCUGUUGCAAGCUCAGCAUCGCUUUGGCCACGACCCCGUGGUUUCUGCAGUGCUACUGCAGGCCAACCAGCAACACCAGCAGCAGCUCCACCAGCAGCUCCACCAGCUCCGCCAUGGCCUCGUGGACGACGGCAAGGCCGGCAUCCUCAAGCGCGAAGACAACCAAGAAGGCGAAGACCAUGAAGACGAAAACGACUCGACGGCGUCGCAGUCUCCGCGGCGCAAGCGCUCCAAGCUAACCAUGAUAAACAACAAGCUGGGAAAACGACCGUGGACGGCGCUGGAAGACCAGGAGCUCGCGGUUGCCGUGCAGUCGUCCGGAGCGAGCGACUGGUCCGCUAUCUCGCUGCUGCUGCCAGGUCGGUGCGGCAAGCAGUGCCGCGAGCGAUGGGUCAACCACCUGAGUCCGUCGGUGAACAAGGAGGCGUGGACUGAAGAGGAGGACGACUUGAUCUUCAAGACUCGGGACCGUAUCGGCAACCACUGGGCCGACAUCGCGAGGCUGCUGCCUGGCCGCACGGACAACGCGGUCAAGAACCGGUUCUACUCGACCAUGCGCCGCCGAUUGAGGCAGCAGCGCGCUGGCGUCCGCCAGAAGAACAGCACGGGAAAGGAGUUCUCGGGGGUGGGAGACCCAUAACACGACCAAGACUUGCGGGCCUAACUCAAUAAACAGACACUGGAGAAAGAGAUGGUGUUUUUGGUUUCCCAAG
This is a messenger RNA of Aphanomyces astaci, 1640 nucleotides long. RefSeq lists its product as hypothetical. The coding region runs from base 170 to 1567 and encodes 465 amino acids. Gene Ontology annotation, cellular component: nucleus. NCBI's taxonomy places the organism in Eukaryota, Oomycota, Saprolegniomycetes, Saprolegniales, Verrucalvaceae. Gene Ontology annotation, molecular function: DNA-binding transcription factor activity, RNA polymerase II-specific; RNA polymerase II cis-regulatory region sequence-specific DNA binding. The transcript has 2 exons. Gene Ontology annotation, biological process: regulation of DNA-templated transcription. The record is from RefSeq and is a predicted model, not a curated record.